AGAAUGGAAGGCCGACAGAACUGGCCGAUCUCCUCCCUUUCACUGCUUUUACUUUCCAAUCUUCUUUUCGUCCUUGUGAACUCCACUUCCGCAAUAAACUCUUCUUCUGUGGCUGCAUACACACCUCCGGAUAACUAUCUAAUUGAUUGUGGAUCACCGCAGGAUACCAAGCUUGAUGAUGGCCGAACCUUCAAAUCUGAUUCUUCCUCGCGGAGUUACCUUGAAACCAGUGAAGAUGUACAAACUUCUGUCGAUUCCAUUUCCGUGAAAGUGUUUUCUGUCUCUUCUUCUGCGCUCCCUUUAUUUCGCAGUGCUAGGAUUUUGACGGCUGUUUCAAAAUAUACAUUUUACAUCACUCGUCCAGGGUGGCAUUGGGUUCGUUUUUAUUUUCACCCGCUUCCUCACCCUGUAUACAAUCUAACCAGUGCUGUUUUCAGUAUCACCACUGAUGAGGUUGUCCUUUUACAUGACUUCUUUGUCAAAGAUAACUCCACACUGGUUUUCAAGGAAUACCUCUUUAAUGUUUCCGGUGAUAGAUUCUCCCUCCUUUUCAAGCCCAAGGAGAGAUCUUUUGCAUUCAUCAAUGCCAUCGAAGUUGUGUCAGCCCCUGACGGUCUUAUCUCUGAUUCUGCAUCCACAGUUCCCCAAGGUGGAACUUUAAAUGGUUUGUUUCAGCAUGCUUUUGAAGUGUGUUAUCGGUUGAAUGUUGGAGGACCAACCAUAACUCCAAUGAAUGAUACCUUGUCAAGGACAUGGCUGCCUGAUACCCCAUACAACGUCUUUCCCCAAGGAGCGCAGAAUGCAUCCAUUAUUCCCAGUGCUGUCAAAUACCAGCAAAGUGGAGCUGCUCCAUAUAUCGCACCGAACUGGGUUUAUGCAACUGCUGAUGAAAUGGCAGAAUCUGAGACGCUGCAACCAAACUUCAAUCUGACAUGGCAGAUGAAUGUUGAUCCUGGAUUUUCGUACUUGAUCAGAAUGCACUUCUGUGACGUUGUCAGCCAGGCCCUUAAUGAUUUGUACUUCAACGUGUAUAUAAACAGCAUGAUGAGUGUAUCAGGUCUUGAUCUUUCUUCCAUAAACAAUGCCCUUUCAACUGCAUAUUAUACAGAUUUUGUGCUCAAUGCCUCGUCCAUCAGGAAUGGUUCCGUCAGGGUUCAGGUUGGCCCUGCUUCCGGCAUGCAGUCAGGCAUCUCUAAUGCUAUUCUUAAUGGAUUGGAGGUCAUAAAGAUUAGCAACUCAAUGAGGAGCUUGGAUGGUUUAUUUGGCGUUGAUGGAUCAUCAGGUGGAGGACGUCCAAUGAAGAUUGUUGCGGGUGUUGGGCUUGCAAUGGGGGUGACAGCAAUGCUGUUACUUGCAAUUGUGUGCAUCCGGUGGCAACAGGGGCCUCGAGAUUGGGAGAAGCGAAACAGCUUCUCGUCAUGGCUCCUUCCUCUCCACACCAGCCAAUCUUUUUUCUCGACCAGCAAGAGCAGCUCGAGGAGAUCAAGCAUUUUCGGUUCCCGGACAAGCAAAAGUGGUUAUUCUAGCUACUUUUCUAAUCAAGGUCUUGGCCGGUACUUCAGUUUUAGUGAAUUGCAGAAUGCCACACAAAACUUUGAUGAGAAGGCAGUGAUUGGAGUUGGUGGGUUUGGAAAAGUUUAUCUUGGAGUGUUUGAAGAUGGAACAAAGAUGGCAAUAAAACGAGGGAACCCAGGAUCAGAGCAGGGCAUAAACGAGUUCCAGACAGAAAUACAAAUGCUUUCCAUGCUAAGGCAUCGCCACCUUGUAUCACUUGUUGGCUUCUCAGAUGAACAAUCAGAGAUGAUUCUUGUUUAUGAGUACAUGGCUAAUGGCCCGCUUCGUGACCACAUCUAUGGCUCAAAAAAAGCCCCUUUGUCAUGGAAACAACGACUUGAGAUUUGCAUUGGUGCAGCUCGAGGUUUGCAUUAUCUGCACACCGGUGCAGCACAAGGCAUCAUCCACCGCGAUGUAAAAACCACAAAUAUACUUGUUGAUGAGAAUUUGGUUGCGAAAGUAUCAGACUUUGGGCUUUCCAAAGCUGCACCAAUGGAACAACAGUAUGUGAGCACUGCCGUGAAGGGUAGCUUUGGAUAUCUUGAUCCUGAGUACUUCAGGAGACAGCAGCUUACUGAGAAAUCUGAUGUUUAUUCGUUUGGAGUGGUUUUGUUUGAGGUUUUAUGUGCAAGGCCUGUAAUAAACCCGGCAUUACCAAGAGAGCAGGUGAAUUUGGCUGAGUGGGCAAUGCAGUGUCACAGGAAGGGAGUGCUUAACAAGAUAAUUGAUCCACAUAUCGCCGGAAGUAUCAACGAAGAAUCACUGAAAACAUUCGUGGAAGCUGCGGAGAAGUGUUUAGCAGAACAUGGUGUUGACAGGCCUGGCAUGGGAGAUGUAUUGUGGAACCUAGAAUAUGCCUUGCAGCUUCAGGAGACUUCCUCUCAAACUCAAACAGAUCUUCCAGAGGAUAAAAGCACCAGUCACAUAAUUGCCUUCGAAAAGCCAAAUGGAAAAGUUUGUGGAGGAGACUCUGGUGUUUCUGUCAGUGAUGAUUCUCAAGUAACUGUUACUUCUCCUUUAUUCUCUCAGAUUGAGAAUUUUCAGGGAAGGUAAGAAACUGAUUACAAAUUAAACAACUAAAUAAAUGGUAGCAGCAUGCACUUGUUGGUGGUAUAUCUACGUCUCUAUGCAUGAGCAUGACCGUAGCUACUCUCAGAAAAGUCCUCAACGUCGGCCAACAUAGAUGCGGUGGGCAUUUUUCCAACCAAAAAAAAAAAAACCCUUUAUUUCUUUUUCUUUUUUUUUCACUAUACUAAACUGGGUUGUUUGUAGAUGAUUCUGCUGGGCAGACCUGAUUGCUUCUUAUUUAUCAUUUUUUUAUUUUAUUUUUUUCCCUCUAAAUCGUCGUGUUUGGUUGUUUAAUUAGUAAUAGGGCAUCAUCUUGUACAAUAAAUAGCACUCGACCAAUGA
Molecule: messenger RNA, 2964 nt
Organism: Populus euphratica (Euphrates poplar)
Lineage: Eukaryota; Viridiplantae; Streptophyta; Magnoliopsida; Malpighiales; Salicaceae
Product: probable receptor-like protein kinase At5g61350
Exons: 1
Coding region: 4-2607 (867 amino acids)
Biological process (GO): protein autophosphorylation
Cellular component (GO): plasmodesma; plasma membrane
Molecular function (GO): transmembrane receptor protein tyrosine kinase activity; ATP binding
Source: RefSeq, a predicted model, not a curated record